Molecule: messenger RNA, 2758 nt
Organism: Folsomia candida
Lineage: Eukaryota; Metazoa; Arthropoda; Collembola; Entomobryomorpha; Isotomidae
Exons: 7
Coding region: 1632-2462 (276 amino acids)
Source: RefSeq, a predicted model, not a curated record
UCAUAUGUUUAACAUUAUAUACUAAACAUAAUUAAUUAAUUAAGUAAAAGCACACAGAUUUUUUCACAAAAAUUAACUGUUUUAGUCAUCAACAUUAUAAUUAUGCAUUCCAAAGUUUCUAAAAAUAGGGGAGUGUCGAAGGACAAAGAGAUUAAUGCGGAUCAAUUUUCCGUACCUGCGAAAUUAUGGCAGCACAAAUUCGUGGGUGGCAGAUGGGAAAAAAUUAGCGAGCAGGUCCUACCAACUGAUAAGCCGCUCUUAGUAACCACUCAAUUUCAUCGCGACGCCUGCUGCUCACACGGAAGGGCGAACUUACUCAAGGUGAAAGUGUCGGAUAACAAUAUCGCCAUGGUAAUGAACCCACACGCGGAAAUUUGGCUGAAGGAUUCGGAACGCUAUUUCGUCAAGGAUUUGCAGAGUUUCACGGGAACAUUUGUGAACGGCGUGAAAUUGAUGGAGGGGGAGGAAAGGAGGCUGGCAAAUGAGGACAUAAUUUCAUUCCCAAAAGACCAUCGCGAUCCAUGGUUCAAACAAUGGGAACGCGAAAGGAGGCCAAUUCCGGAUUCGAUGUUUAAGUACUUCGGGGCAUCCGGCCUACUUGCAAAAAACAAUGGAAUUGCAAAUGUUAAACCGUCAACAGGACAAGAAGAAAAGGAAGUGGAUAUUUGCGAUAUUUCGUAAUUUCUUAUUCUCAGUGUGAUUCAGAAUCCAAUCGUAAGGCUUAAAAGAAAUGUAUAAUUUUACCUGGUGUGGCGAAUUUUUUUUAAAUACACAAAUUUAUUACAAAUGUGUAUAUAAAAAUUUCAUUAAAAACUGUUAAAUUUAUAACUUGGAAUUGGGCAAUUUAAUAGAUAGUUAAUUGCUGGCCUGAGCUAACUGAGGUCUUAACUGGAGAUUUCGAAUAAUUAAGUAAUUUGGAUAAUUUAUUGCAGAUACUUUCGAAAAUCCUUAGCCAUCUCUCUCUCCCUGCUUUGAAGAAGGCUCGCCAAGUUUGCAAACAGUGGAGAAAAGAAAGCAACAGAUUCUUCUGUAGUCUGGGACAUUUCGACAUUCCUGGCGUAGCGUGCCCUCAUUGGCCAACCUUAAAAGCAUUUCAAGAAAUAUUGCAAAUUCAAAAUGUAACCUUGGAUCUCAAUCCAAUCCCAAAGUGUAUAAAGGCAGGAAUGGAUGAUUGGGAGUCGAUAGAAGGAACAAUGUGGGAUUACGAACGCACAAAAUAUUUGCAAAAUUUGACGUGGUGUUUCCAAACUUAUGGAAAAACCGUGAAAACACUACAGCUAAUUCUGAAAGCGGAUUUGUGGAGCGUUUUCAUGGGCAUACUUCCGAAAUUGGAAAACCUGAAUUUUCUCUCGCUCGAGAUUACUUCAUCACUUAAUUCGGAAGAGUGGGCGACUACAGUAAAGUUUACCAAGGAUUUAAAACUGUUAUCCGUCAAGCAGUUAAGCUUCAAGUACGAGGAGAGAGAUUUAAUAGUUGGGAGAGGGCAAGGCAUGUCACUCGAGACGAAAUAUACCCAGCUUAUUUUAAAUAUUUUACUCAUGUUUCCCAAAUUGGAGGGGAUAAAAUUCACUGGAGCACGGCUAACAAACUUUAAUGCAAUUUUCUUCAAAACACUGUAAAAGUAUGGGGAUAUGAUGGCAAACGUGGAUUCGUUCUCGAUCACGAAUAUAAGCACCUCUUCUCUGGAUCCCGACUCGUUAAUUAAGGGACUUGCGAAAGUGAAUUUUAAAAAGAAGUUGAGAAAACUUGAAAUUACAAAUGCCUCUGUUCCUUUGGGGAAUUCUAGAACGCCAAAAUUAUUGUUCAACCUGGUACAGAAACAUUCAGAAACUUUAGAGCAUUUAACUUUAGGAGUUCAGAAUCCUGCCAACUUUUUCCGCACUACUGGUUAUCCCAUCUGUCCAAAAUUGAGGGUCCUGAAGAUCGGGGUUUCCUUCCCCGCUUUGGAAACCAUCAUUUUUGAUCGUGAAAAGAAGUUUUUGAAAUACAAGUAUCCUUUGAGUUUGGCUGAGAAUGAGUCUUUCGUCCCCUUUUUACCUCCGAAAGAGGAACCUUGCCUUACCGUGAAAACAAUUAUACUCCCGGAAAUUGGGAGAUCUGGGAAGGAUCCUGCAUACACAUUAUUUAUGCAAAAGCUUAGCAUAGGAUUUCCCAAUGCGAACAUUGAUCAAGAAAGAUUUGUCCUUACCAGACGUGGGGAUUGGCACCUGCUGAGAGAUGAUGGUGAGCCGAACGAAGAAUUUCGAAUUUCGAAUUUCAAUGAGUUCGUCGUGCGGGAGGAACACGGAGACCUCGACAUUUUGCAGGAAAGGGAAGACAAUAAUUAUUCCGUUGAAAGUGACGAUUCUUCUAAUGCGGAGGAAGACGAGAUGGAUUCUAACGAUGGCUCAACUGAUGAAUCUGACGAUAAUUUAAUGGAAGAAGAUGAUGACGAUGGCAUGGGCCAGUGUGCUCAGCAGUGAUGUGCCCGAUAAGGAUAUUAAACAAAUGUUUUAUUUUACAUUCAUACAUACAUAAUUAUAUAUUUUAUAAUUUUAAUAGAGUUAAAUACAUAAUUUCCAGGUUAAUAAAAAAACAUUUAUGAAAAAUACGAAAUCAUCAUUAGGAAACACACAUUAGGAAAUAUUUUAGAAUAUUUCACAAAAUACAUUGAAAACGCGAAAUAUUUCACUUCUGUGAUAGUCAAAAUAUAAUUGUUUUUUUUUGUCCAAUGCUUAUGCCGACCUCGGAAAAUAAAAGGAAAAAAAUAAGUGCAUAG